Messenger RNA from Peronospora matthiolae, 933 nucleotides. The record is from the annotation of a GenBank genome assembly. NCBI's taxonomy places the organism in Eukaryota, Oomycota, Peronosporomycetes, Peronosporales, Peronosporaceae.
AUGUUGGCCGUGACAAACAGCACGACCAAGUCCCCCAUUGCACUCACAGCUCAGCCGUAUCUCUGCGGUGGCUCGGCCGCUGUCUUUGCUGCGGUCGCUAUCCAUCCCAUCGAUCUCGUUAAGGUGCAUCUGCAGCUCGCAGGUCAAACUGGAGCGAACGUCACGGGCCUGAGCGUCACUCGCUCGGUCAUCGCUCAGCAAGGCAUCUCUGGACUCUACGCCGGUCUCUCCGCUGCCGUGGCCCGUCAAAUGGUCUACGGCACCGCGCGGCUUGGCAUGCAUCGAGCGUUCUCGGACAAAAUGAGUGCCCGUCGAGUAGCUAAGGGCGAGAGCGCGACGCUGCCGCUAUCGAUCAAGUCUGGCUCUGCUAUUGUCACGGGUGGGAUUGCCGCCACGUUGGGCUGUCCCAUGGACGUCGCUCUUGUGCGGAUGCAAGCCGACACAUUGGCCAAGACAGGCGAGACGCGCGGCUACAAGAACGUCAUGGACGCGGUGUUCCAAAUUGCUCGGUCGGAAGGAGUGGCGACGCUCUGGCGAGGGAGCAUCCCGCUCGUGGCUCGUGGAGCGGCCAUGAACCUUGGCAUGAUGGCGUCGUACGACCAGGCGAAAGAGAUGAUUGCGGCGCAGUAUGGCCACGGCUUUGGGACGAACAUGGGCGCGAGUGCCGUCUCGGGCUUUGCCUGUGCCUUCACGUCCCUGCCGUUCGACCUGGUCAAGUCGCGGCUGAUGAACAUGAAGGUGGACCCGGUGACCGGCCAGAACCCGUACUCGGGCGUGACGGACUGCUUCAAGCAGAUCAUCACGAAAGAAGGACCGUCCAAGCUCUGGCGGGGCUACUGGACGUACUACACACGCUGUGCUCCGAACGCCAUGAUCGUGCUGCUAGUGGUGGAGCAGCUCAAUGCAGCAUACAAGAAAGCGUUCCUCGACUAG